Molecule: messenger RNA, 5820 nt
Organism: Conger conger (European conger)
Lineage: Eukaryota; Metazoa; Chordata; Actinopteri; Anguilliformes; Congridae
Product: mucin-2-like
Exons: 14
Coding region: 164-4297 (1377 amino acids)
Source: RefSeq, a predicted model, not a curated record
CCCCCGAAGAACGUCUCCGCUGUGCUGCUUGUACUGAACAAUUUAAAACUUCUGUGCGGAGCAUAGCGAGGAGCACCGGGAAUCAAAAAGGAAGCCCUGGACUUGGACGAAAGAGAACCAAUCGAUAGUGGUCCAGCUCGGCUUACAACCGAAUCCUGGCACCAUGGAGGACCUAGACGCCCUGCUGGCGGACCUGGAGUCCACGACCUGUGAGAUCUCCAAGCGGCCGCUCUUUCUGGCCGAUGAGUCGUACUCCUACCCCACGGGACACACCCCUCCGGAGAUCUCCGCCCCGCCCCCGGUGCCGCCCCCUCCCUCCGCCGAAGCUCUGAACGGCACGGUGCUGGACCUGCCCGACCUGCAGACGUCCUCCGAACCGAUGUGGGACGACAGCAGUCCUCCUACAUUCGAUAUUGAAGAGGAGCACGUGUACAGUUUGCCCGUAAAGCAGAAAGUGGAGUCUGUGGGGAGCAGCUGGGAGAUGGGGGACAACCUGUCAGAGCUGGACCGGCUGCUGCAGGAGCUGAGCACCGUUCAACACUCCCCAGCCUCAUUCUCCACCGAGGAGGCAGCCCCUCCCCUGAUUCCCUCCAGCAGCACCACAGAUUUCAUUCAGGAGAACGGGGUGUCAGCCGCAGAUGGGUCGCCCGUUCCCACGGAGACGGCCAGCCGGGGCACGGAGGAGCGGCCAAGUGUUCAGAGCCUGCUGACCGAGCUGGACAGCUCUGUGCCCAACCCUGUCCCCACCCCUGCUGAGUUGACGGUCGCGCAGGAGGAAACGCCCAGCCAACAGCAGGCCCGAAUUUCAGCCUCGUCCGCCACCCGCGAGCUGGAUGAGCUCAUGGCCUCCCUGUCUGACUUUAAGUCUGGUUCUCUGGCAUCUGUGCACAUUGAGCCCCUGUCCAAUCAGGAAGCAGAGCCUGCACUUCUGUCCAAUCCGGAAGCAGACUCCACGCCUGUGUCCACUCAGGAAAUUGAUUCUUCAACUCUGUCUGGUGAGGAAGCAGACCCUGGACAUCUAUCCAAUCAGGAAGCAGAUCCCACGCCUCGGUCCAAUCCGGAAACUGACCCGACACCGCUGUCCAAUCAGGAAGCAGACCCUGUGGUUCAGGCCAAUCCGGAAAUGGACCCAGAACCCCUGCCCAACCAGGAAGUAGAAUCUACACCUAUGCCUAACCCUGAUCCCCUUCCCCUGUCCAAUCAGGAGACAGAUGCCGUGUCAUUGACAGCGGCAGAUGAUCUGGCUCCGUCCCCUCCUAUAUCUUGUGACUCCCCUCCUCCAGCUACCCCCGUUGACCUGGAUUUCCUGCACAUUGAUGAAGAAGGAGGGGGAUCUGCCCAGCCAUCCUCCCCUGAGGUGUUAGUCCUCUCCUCCCAGGUCUCCCAGAGCAAGACCCCCGAACCCUGCACUCUCCUGAUCAGCUCCCAAGUUGACUCCCAUGUGACCCUCAGCUGCUUUGCAGACCCCACCACUCCCACUGCAGACCCAACCACUCCCACUGCUGACCCAACCACUCCCACUGCUGACCCAACCACUCCCACUGCCGACCCAACCACUCCCACUGCCGACCCCACCACUCCCACUGCAGACCCCACAACUCCCACUGCAGACCCCACAACUCCCACUGCAGACCCCACAACUCCCACUGCAAACCCCACAACUUCCACUGCAGAUCCCACAACUCCCACUGCAGAUCCCACAACUCCAACUGUAGAUCCCACCCCUCCAAAAACAGAAGUCCUUUCCCUACAUCUUGUAGAGUCUUCCAGUUCUUUCACCACUCACCCAGAACCUUCUAAUGCCCCCAAUCUGCUACAUCCUUCUACUCCCCCUACUACCACUGAUGGCAUUAUUGACCCAGCUCACCAAGAAACAUCUCCUGCCCCUGCCUCCCCAGAGACUUCUACUACCCCUGCUCUGGCACAGCCAUCUAUUGCUCCUGCACAAAAACAUUCUACUGCCCCCACGCCCUCUACUGUUGUCGUUGCUGUUGCCCCCAGUGCUCCAAGUCUCACUAUCCCCCCUGCAGCCCAUAGUCUCUUAUCCGUUUCUGCCGAAAUGGCCUCCACUUCAUCCCUGACCUCAGCCAAUCGGAGCUACUCCGAGCUGGGUGAACCCGUGAGUCAUGGCCCCUCCCUGGACAUGGCGCUGGACGACCUGCUGGAACUGGGCUCCUCCCGCCCCGGCGGGGGAGGGGACUGGGGGCUGGACCUGGAGGAGGAGGGCGGGGCGAGCCGGGACGAGACGGUCACGCCCCUGACGGAGGCCAGCUGGAUGGAGGACUCCACCUCGCCCAGCUCCUGCCCCGGGACCCCGGAAUACGCCUUCGACCAGCACCCGCUGAGUGCCGUGGACAGGACCUCCGCGUCCGGCCAUCUGAAGUCGGUGAUCCGGCGCACUAAGGAGACGGAGAACGUGCACCCCAUGUACCGGGAGCGCGAGGCGCGCCGGAGGCGGAAGCUGGGCCCGCUGAUCUUCCACAAGAGCAGCUCCCAGGACCGGCUGAUCCAGGAGCUGCAGGGCCGGCUGGGCAUCGGCCCCGUGGAGCGCCCGCGGAAACCGCCCGACGACUGGAUGGCCGAGGGCGUGAUCGCCAUGAACAACCCCCAGCGCUACCGAGAGGGCCCCGUCCCCGCUCGCGCUCCUGCCCCUGCCCCUGCCCCUGCCCCCGCCCCCGCUCCUCUCCCUGUUCCUCCCCCUGCCCCUCCCCCCGAACCUGCCCCAGCCCCUCCCCCUGCCCCUGCUCCUGCUCCCGCUCCUCCUCCUGCCCCCGCCCCCGCUCCUGUUCUUGCCCCUCCCCCUGAACCUGCACCUGCCCCUGCCCCUGCCCCCACACCCACCCCCGCUCCUGUUCUUGCACCUGCCCCUGCCCCCGCUCCUGUUCUUGCCCCUCCUCCUGAACCUGCCCCUGCCCCUGCUCCUGAUCCUGUCCCGGAGCCUGUGGUGUCUCUGCCCCUGACGGUGGAUAAGAUGGUUCCACCAGACUCCCCGGGCCCACCCAGGAAAGUCCUCCCCGCGCCUCAGCCCCUCCCGCCUCCCCAGCGCCCGGCUCCUGUGGAGAAGCAGAAACGGCCGGCCCCGGUCAAAGAGUCCCCGCCCCCGUGGCCCCUCCCCCAGCCCUGCCCCUCCUCCCCUCCUCUCGAGCCCCCUCCCCAGCCCCAGAAACCUCCGCCGCAGCAGUUCUACAGACUGGACUACCAGCCCCCGCGCCCCCAGAAGCAGCCCGUGCUGCGCCCCCCCCUGGCCCAGCCCGCCCCUCCCGUGCCACGGGCACCGCAGUACUACAUGCCCCCGCCAAUGCCCCGCCCGCCGCAGUACCAGAUGGCCCCACCCGUGCCACGCCCAGCCCAGUAUCACAUGGCCCCGCCCGUGCCCCGCCCUCCAAUGUACCAGAUGGUACAGCCGCCUCUCCCCAAGAUGAGUGUCGGCUGUCAGACCGAUUACGACCCUCUCUUCCCUCCGCUGAAGAUGUCCCAGGGAAAGGGCCCGUCGCCCCCAGGAGCCACUCAGGGGAACAAGCUGGACAACAUGCUGGGAAGCCUCCAGUCUGACCUCAACCGGCUGGGUGUGCAGACCGUGGCCAAGGGCGUGUGUGGAGCCUGCAGGAAACCCAUCGUGGGACAGGUGGUAACAGCGAUGGGUCGCACCUGGCACCCGGAGCAUUUUGUGUGUACACACUGCCAGGAGGAGAUUGGCUCACGCAAUUUCUUUGAGCGAGACGGGCAGCCAUACUGUGAGAAGGACUACCACAACCUGUACUCCCCGAGAUGCCACUACUGCAAUGGGCCUAUACUGGAUAAAGUGGUGACAGCUCUCGACAAGACUUGGCACCCUGACCACUUCUUCUGCGCCCAGUGUGGGGCGUUCUUUGGCCCAGAGGGUUUCCAUGAGAAGGACGGUAAGGCGUACUGUCGGAAGGAUUAUUUCGACAUGUUUGCGCCCAAGUGCGGUGGCUGUGCCCGUGCCAUCCUGGAGAACUACAUCUCCGCCCUCAACUCCCUCUGGCACCCGGAGUGCUUCGUGUGCAGGGAGUGCUUCACCCCGUUUGUGAACGGGAGUUUCUUCGAGCACGAGGGCCAGCCGUACUGCGAGGCGCACUACCACGAGCGGCGCGGCUCGCUCUGCUCCGGCUGCCAGAAGCCCAUCACCGGCCGCUGCAUCACCGCCAUGGCCAAGAAGUUCCACCCCGAGCACUUCGUCUGCGCCUUCUGCCUCAAGCAGCUCAACAAGGGCACCUUCAAGGAGCAGAACGACAAGCCCUACUGCCAGAGCUGCUUCAUCAAGCUCUUCAGCUAGAGCAGGGAGAGGGGAUGUGUGAGAGUGUGUGAGAGUGUGUGAGAGUGUGUGAGAGUGUGUGAGAGUGUGUGAGAGUGUGAGAGUGUGAGAGUGUGAGAGUGUGAGAGUGUGAGAGUGUGAGAGUGUGAGAGUGUGAGAGUGUGACUGAGUGACUGAGUGACUGAGUGACUGAGAAUGAGAGUCUCUAGCAAGAUGGGUGGAUUUUUACUAAAUCACAGGUUGAGGAUACAACAGCACCCUCUGCUGGCUGCCCAAUGUAGGGCAGGACUCGGUGGGUUCGCUGCAGUUCACGGCAGGCUUGUCAAAGCAGGAUUCUUAAAGAAAGCUUGGAGACAGCAUGUUUUUAUUAUUUCGUUUUGCCUUUGGCAGUGGGGAGGGGGAAAUAUGUGUCUUUUUUUUUUUCUUUUUCUUUUUUAUGACCGGAGGAUCUGUAUUCAUUUUUUGUGGGGUAUGUGCAUGUGUCUGUAUGAACAUCUCACCUGUCUGUGCUGUCUUUAACCUGGGCUCCUCCCACAUACUCUCUGUAACACUGGCAGCCCCCUCUGUGGCUAUUCAAGCAGACGUGUUAUGGUAGGUGUUGUUGUUUGAGGAGAUGUGUUGAGGCUUGGUGUAGCUGUUUGCAGAGAAGUAUUUUGGUAUGACAUUACUGUUAGGCAAGGAGUGUUAAGGUGUGCUGUUGCUGUUUGCGGAGAAGCGUUAAGCUCUGGUGUGGCAAACUUGGGGAGAAGGGUUAAGCUGUGGUGUGGCUGUUUGGGAGAAGUGUUGAGGCACGUUAAAUGUGAGACUCUGUGCCCCACAGGAGGUUUGUUGGCUGCAGCGUUGAGUUUGGGAUUGGGUGGAGCUGAGCUCCCGUGUGGGGUCAGUUACAUUGGUACCGCACCUAGAGUGAACCUUUAUACACAGACAGGCAUACCGACAUGCACAUGCACGUUCAUAUGCACGUGCACACGCAUACGUGCACAUGCAUACAAAAAUGCUCUUUUAUAGCAACGAUACCACUAUUUUGUACUUUCACUCUUCCUUUUGUGGAAGAUUGAGACAUAAACCUCUCUCUCUCUCUCUCUCUCUCUGAUUCACAUGAAUGCCGUAAGGGUACAUUUAACGAAUUUUACGGCUUGGUAUGAUCAGUAUAUCAGGGUAAUAUUUUCCUAAUGGAUAUGAAACUUUUCCUAUGGAAAUUAUGGACAUUUUCAUGUUCAAGGAAUACAUAGGUAAAAAAAAAAAAAGUUUUUCCUCAUCCUGUCACUUUUACACUCUGGUAUUUUAAAAAUUCUUCUAUCUAGUAUAGUUUAUAUAUCACACACACACACAUACACAUACACACACAGCUAGCACACCUCACAGCCCCAGACAGGCACUGGAGUGGGUGUGGCUAGUUGGGUGAACUAAUCCCGCUUUUGGGUGACUUCGGGUCGUUGGUCUUCUCGGAGUGGGAAAUACAUCAAUUGGCGUUGCAUCUGCCGUAAAAUCUCCAUUUCCUGACUUGAUAAUUUGACAGAAGUCCUUUUUUCGGGGGGGGGGGG